Molecule: messenger RNA, 1524 nt
Organism: Exophiala bonariae
Lineage: Eukaryota; Fungi; Ascomycota; Eurotiomycetes; Chaetothyriales; Herpotrichiellaceae
Exons: 3
Coding region: 1-1524 (507 amino acids)
Biological process (GO): transmembrane transport
Cellular component (GO): membrane
Molecular function (GO): transmembrane transporter activity
Source: RefSeq, a predicted model, not a curated record
AUGACACCUCUCUCAUUGAAAUCGCCCCAGGUGCAUUCGACUGACCCAAUCAGGGCAGAGUCAGAAAUCGUUGCCAACGAAGAUAUCCAAGUACCGGGCUACGAUGCAGACCUCCAGUUUGAUGCUACAGAAGAAAGAAAAGCUAAGUUGAAAGCCGACUUAUUCAUCUUACCUUUCAUCGUUCUCUUAUUCUGUUUCCUCCAAUUCGACAGAACGAACAUCGGAAAUGCCUUGACCGAUUCCCUACGAAAAGACAUCAAUGUUGGCAACAAAGAAAUCAAUCUGGCUCAGACACUCUUCAUCGUGGGCUUUGUCAUCACCGAGCUGCCUUUCAAUAUGAUCAGUAAAGUCAUUGGUCCUGAACGCUUCCUACCCAUCACAAUGUUCUUCUGGGGAAUCGCAACCUGGUCACAGAUCUUCCUCAAAAAUGGAGCGACACUUGCUGCGGCCCGCUUCUUCAUUGGAGCUCUUGAAGGAGGUUAUAUACCUGGUUUUGCAGUUUACAUCGCCAAAUUCUAUACAAACCAGGAGCUCGGUUUGAGAUAUGCUAUUUUCUGGGCCAGCAAUUCUGUGGCUGGCUCCUUGAGUGGGCCAUUGUCAAUCGGUUUACUUUCCCUUCGAGGAACAGAUGGUCUCAAAGGAUGGCAGUGGCUAUUCCUGAUAGAGGGCGUCUUGACAUGCUGUCUCGCAGUUGUUGCAUACUUCUACCUGCCUCACAAUGCAGCAAAGCCAAAGAGCUUCUUCGGCAAAUCCUUCAACGUCUUUAGCCAACGCGAGGCAUCGAUUCUUGUCACGCGGAGCAUCCGCAACGAUCCUACAAAGGCACUUCGCUAUGGUAAACCAGUUUUACCGUCUCAUAUCCUCGAGACUUUUAUGGAUUGGCGCCUUUAUGGACAUCUCAUCGGAGCGUUCUUGUCAAUGAUUAUGAUCAUGGGCAUGAACACUUACGCACCUUCAAUUAUCAAGUCCCUUGGUUUCUCUGGUCUGCAAGCGAAUGGCCUCAACUCAGUCGGGAGUAUCUGCGCCUUGAUCUGGUCGGUUUCCUUGGCAUAUAGCAGCGACAGAUUUCAAGAGCGAGGAUUCCAUAUUGCGCUUGGAUACCUGUGGGGCGCAGCAGGCUUGCUCUGGCUGGCCCUGGCUCCAAGUAGCGUUGGAAGAUGGGUUCUCUAUGGUGGUGUCGUUUUGACGCAAAUGGGAAUGGGCUCUGCCCAAGCCAUCAACGCAGCAUGGUUGACCUCAAAAAUGGAAGACUACAAACGCCCAGUCGCUCUCGCGGCUUAUGUGAUGAGCAUCCAGCUCGCUGGCUUCCCAGGACAACAGCUAUUCCGCGCCCAAGAUGCUCCCCGAUAUCGACGUGGCUUGAUCAUUGCCGCUUCUUGUGUCAUUGCUGGUGCCGUGGUAAUUCUUGUUCUAAAACUGCUGUACCGCUUGUUUGAUCAUGGCGAUGCUGGGGUCGAGGUCAAAUACGGUGUUCCUCGUCAAAACAGACGUGAGUCAAGGGAAUCAGAGACUGAGAAGGUCUGA